AUGCCUCUGCAGGUUAGCGAUUACACCUGGCAGCAGACGAAGACUUCGGUGUUUAUCUCUGUGCCCCUCCGAGGCGUCUCCGUCAGAGAUGCGGACGUGUUCUGCACGGAAAACUAUCUGAAGGUCAACUUUCCUCCAUUUUUAUUUGAAGUGUUUCUCUGUGCGCCCAUAGAUGAUGAGAACAGCAAAGCCAAGAUUGGGAAUGACACCAUUAUAUUCACCUUAUAUAAAAAAGAAGUGGCCAUGUGGGAAACCCUUUCACUGUCAGGUGUUGACAAAGAGAUGAUGCAAAGAAUAAGGGAAAAAUCUAUUUUACAAGCACAAGAAAGAGCAAAAGAAGCUACAGAAGCAAAAGCUGCAGCAAGGCGAGAAGAUCAAAAAUAUGCACUAAAUGUUAUGAUGCAGAUUGAAGAAGAGGAGAGGAAAAAAAUAGAAGAUAUGAAAGAAAAUGAACGAAUGAAAGCAACUAAAGAAUUGGAAGCCUGGAAGGAAUGUCAAAGAAAAGCUGAAGAACAAGAAAGAAUUCAUAGAGAAGAGAAAUUCUGUGAACAAGAAAAGCAAAUUGAAGAAGAGAGAAAAAAAUUAAAACAUAAAAGCCAUACUAGAAUUUCAGCAUCUAGAAAUCUUGCCACUAAAGGAAGAAAUUCAGAAAAUAUAUUUUUGGAGAAGUUAAAGGAAAAUAGUAUUCCUGCUCCUCGCUCUGUUGGCAGUAUUAAAAUCAACUUUACCCCUCGAGUAUUUCCAACUGCUCUCCGGGAAUCACAAGUAGCAGAAGAAGAGGAGUGGUUGCACAAACAAGCGGAAGCACGGAGAGCAUUGAAUACUGAUAUUCCUGAACUUUCUGAUUUAAAAGAAGAAGAAAAGAAUCCAGAAUGGCUGAAGGACAAAGGAAACAAAUUGUUUGCAACAGAAAACUAUUUGGCAGCUAUUAAUGGCUGAUAACUUGAAGCCAUAAGAUCAUGGGGAAUUAGAUCCUAAUUAUUGUAUUUGAAUUCGGGCUAGUUACAAUUAAACCAAAAACUCACAAUGAAGGCCAUUGAAGAUUCUUCUAAGGCACUAGAAUUACUGACACCACCUGUUGCAGACAAUGCUAAUGGAAGAAUGAAGGCACAUAUACGACGUGGAACAGCAUUCUGUCAACUAGAAUUGUAUGUAGAAGGCUUACAGGAUUAUGAAGCUGCACUUAAGAUUGACCCGUCCAAUGAAAUUGUGCAAAAUGAUGCUGAGAAGAUUCGGAAUAUAAUUCAAGGAACAGAACUAAAAUCUUAA
Molecule: messenger RNA, 1269 nt
Organism: Puma concolor (puma)
Lineage: Eukaryota; Metazoa; Chordata; Mammalia; Carnivora; Felidae
Gene: DNAAF4
Product: dynein axonemal assembly factor 4
Biological process (GO): epithelial cilium movement involved in extracellular fluid movement; determination of left/right symmetry; outer dynein arm assembly
Molecular function (GO): nuclear estrogen receptor binding
Source: RefSeq, a predicted model, not a curated record